Rhagoletis pomonella (apple maggot) is the source of this 1260-nucleotide messenger RNA. RefSeq names its product S-adenosylmethionine decarboxylase proenzyme (gene SamDC). The transcript is spliced from 7 exons. Gene Ontology annotation, cellular component: cytosol. The record is from RefSeq and is a predicted model, not a curated record. NCBI's taxonomy places the organism in Eukaryota, Metazoa, Arthropoda, Insecta, Diptera, Tephritidae. Gene Ontology annotation, molecular function: adenosylmethionine decarboxylase activity. Bases 102 to 1130 code for a protein of 342 amino acids. Gene Ontology annotation, biological process: spermine biosynthetic process; spermidine biosynthetic process.
UUGUGUUGUCUAGUACGCUGGGGUUAUCUGUGAUUUUAUUAUAAAUUAUGCGGUGCAUAUUUUUAUUUCGGACGUGCACUACCAUACAUUAAUCCGGUAAAAUGUUGAAUGGAAUAGUGGUGGAGCCCUCCGUGCACUUCUUCGAAGGUGUAGAGAAGCUAUUGGAAAUUUGGUUCGAGGAUGGAGAUAAUGGCGAUUAUGACUUAAGGAAGAUACCAAGAACCAACUGGGAAAAUUUACUAAAAACCGUGAAAUGCGAAAUAAUAAGUUUUACCAAAAAUGAUGCCAUAGAUGCUUAUGUAUUAAGUGAGAGUAGCAUGUUUGUUUCCAAAAAUCGUUGGAUCCUAAAAACAUGCGGUUCGACAACAUUGCUUAAAAGUCUCAAGCCGCUCUUGGAGCUUGUGCCACAGUAUGGCUUUACUGAGAUAACUGAUUUGUUUUAUUCAAGAAAAAAUUUUUCCAGACCAGAACUGCAGUCAUUCCCACAUCGUGGCUUCUGUGAAGAAGUCGAAUAUCUGGAUACGCUUUUUGAAGAAGGCAGAUCCUAUUGCUUGGGUUCAAUUAACAGAGAAUGCUGGUACUUGUAUACUUUUAGUAAAUUUAAAAAAGAAGUGAGUAGACCACGCAAGUUGGAUAACUCAGAGCCAGAUCAGACUAUUGAGAUUUUGAUGCAAAAUCUGGACAACAAUGUUAUGUGCAAGUUUUCCAAAGAGAAGUUCUCUACUGGGGCAGAAGUGACCAAAGCUACAGGCAUAGACAAACUUUUACCGGAUAUGGAAAUAGAUGAUUUCCUUUUUGAUCCAUGUGGAUAUUCAAUGAAUGGAAUCGGCGAUAAGGGAGAAUAUAUGACGAUACACAUUACCCCCGAGAGUAAUUUUUCGUAUGUUAGUUUUGAGAGCAAUGUUUCAAUGAAUAAUUACGCGGAUCUUAUAAACCGUGUGAUAAAAACUUUCAAGCCAGGAAAGUUCGUUGUAACUAUAUUUGCGAAUAAGUCCUCACCUGCUUAUGCAACAAUAAAAGAAUUAGAACUCGAAUAUACGGAGACUACGAGUUGGAAACGUUCAGACAUGCAAUAUUGCAGUUUCCCGCUUUACAAUUUACUAUUUGCACAAUAUCGCCAAUGUUCUUGAAGGAGUUUUGACCCUUAUUUCCUAAAUACAUACAUUUAUAGGUCUUCAUAGGAAAUCUCAAAUAUGUUUUUAACACCGGACUUCAGUAAGCACAUUUCUGUUAAAUUAUAAAAUAAAUGCUAGUAACCAA